CCUCCUCCUCUCUCCUCCUCUCCCUAUCCCUCCUCUUCCUCCUCCUCCUCCUCCUCCUCCUCCUCAGUGGGCGGGUCUGUUUUCUGUCUGGGAUGUGGAUCAGAUGAUUGUGUCUGCUACGGACUGAUCUGCUCGUCAUGGAGAUCAAUGAAGUCGUCUGUCAGCAGGAUCGGCUGCAGCUCAUCGCGGAGAGGAGGAAAUGGCAGACAGAGGUGGAGAAUAAGAAGCGUCAGCUGGAGGACGACCGGAGAGCUUUGCAGCACCUGAAGUCGAAGGCUCUGAGGGAGCGCUGGCUGCUGGAUGGGGCGCCCGCUGCUGGACCAGAACACGAAGAAGUCAAGAGACAACUGGAGCAGGAUGAGGCCAAGACCAGGAGCCUGGAGGAGACCAUCAACAGGUUGGAGCAGGAACUGGUCAAUUUGGAGACCGGAGUUAUGUGUGAGACCAUAACACACACUAGUGUGAGCUCAGGUAAACCAGCUGUGGAGGUCAAAGGUCACAGUGUCCACCAGCAGGACAGAGCAGCACCACCUGUUCAGGUGACUCAAGACCUUGCAGAGGUCAAAGUUCACAAAAGUCCACGAAUGAACAAAGCGAGAAACUCGACAGAGGAGAUGAAGAGAGCCAUGUACUCGCUGGAGAUCACGGUGGAGCGCGACAAGCUAACGGGGGAAACGAGGGUUCUGUCCAGUCAGACUCGACUUCCCGUCGAUUUGUCUCUUCAGGGCGUCAAAGUUUACGAAGACGAGCAGAAAGUGGUCCAUGAGAUGAACGGCGAAGACGUCCACCUGCUUAGCUCCUCCGAGGUCGAAGAGCUCAUCCACAAAGCUGAUGAGGCGUCCAUGAUGUCACAGACUGUCACCACGGCAACCUCCCUCCCAACAGCAGAGGUCCAGCAGCAGCCGAGCCCCGAACCGCCGCCGCCAAUGCAGCCUCGCGUCACGGCCGAGAUCACCGGGCUGGAGGCCAAACCGGAAAGCGAGCCGAGCGUGGCCGAGGCCAGCGCCGAGAACCCGGUGACCAUGGUGUUCAUGGGCUACCAGAGCGUGGAGGACGAGGAUGAGACCAAGAAGGUUCUGGGGCUGCAGGGAACCGUGAAGGCGGAGCUGGUGCUCAUUGACGACGCCGACGGCAAGACGUCGCCGGGACGGGAGGAGGAGGAGGAGGUGGACAUGGCUCGUCCCAUCGCCCAAACUCCUCCCACUACCAAAGCCCCCACCACGACCAAAGCCCCUCCCACUGCCCCACCCACCUCCCCCAAACCUCCGGAGGCGACAGCGAGCAACGGGGAGACAGCGGCAGAGGCGGGGGGAGGAGCGGCGGCCGCGAAGAAGGAGAAGCAGCCGUGUAAGUGCUGCAGCAUCAUGUGACCUGACAGCGGCACCGCUAGCUAAGCUAACACAGUAACAUUAAACUCCAGGACUAAACCCUGCCCGCCCCGCCUCUAACCACAUGACAUCACUUCCUGUCUCCUCAUGCUCAUCAGUUUUAUAAAACUUUUACUUUUUAUAUUUUCUUGAUGCCCUCUUACUUUUUUACUCCUCCUGUUUCCAGCUGCGCGACUCAGAGCCCCUCAACAGCAUUAGCAUCAAUAUUAGCAUCAGUAUUAGCAUUAGCAUCAGCAUUUACAUUAGCACUAGCAUUAGCAUCAGGAUUAGCAUUAGCAUCAGCAUUUACAUUAGCAUCAGUAUUAGCAUUAGCAUCAGUAUUAGCAUCAGAUGUGCGGUCCUGACACUGUAACCUCUCUGUCUAUGCUGAAAAAUCAGACGUUUUGUUUCUCGGUUGUAUUUAUUUGUUCGUCUCCUGAUGCCGUUUCUGUCACAGGUCAUUCUGCCAGUUUGGUUUUUAUAAAACAGAAAAUAAAGUGACCUUAAAGAUGGGUCGACUCAGUGCUCAA
Molecule: messenger RNA, 1897 nt
Organism: Amphiprion ocellaris (clown anemonefish)
Lineage: Eukaryota; Metazoa; Chordata; Actinopteri; Pomacentridae
Gene: palm1a
Product: paralemmin 1a
Exons: 9
Coding region: 138-1370 (410 amino acids)
Biological process (GO): regulation of cell shape
Cellular component (GO): membrane
Source: RefSeq, a predicted model, not a curated record